AUGCGCCAAGAGAAGCAGAGCCGCGAGUGCGCGUGCGCGUGCCGAAGUGAACAGCCGAGCUUUGGCAGCCCGAGAGAGCAGCUGCGCCGCCGCGGCCAGUGCGGGGAGCGUCGCGCGCAUGCGCGUUGGGCGGGCUGGCGGCGGAGGGGAAUUACAAUGGAAGAUGAGGAGGUCGCCGAGAGCUGGGAGGAAGCGGCCGACAGCGGGGUGAGCCCGAGCCCGGACCGGGGGCGGCGGGGGAGGCCGCCAACAGCAGGGGGGGCCGCGGGAAGAGCGACUGGGCUCGGCCUCUCAGGGCUGGCGGUGAGGCGCCUUGGGCUCCGCGGCGCCUGCUAGGCCUCUUAAAGGGGCCGCGCCCCAUUUCCCCCGGACCACGUGCUCCCUGCGCGGACCCCCACCGCACCCCCCCUCAAGCUCUCCGAAGGGGCGGUCUAAGGGAGCUGCCGAGGAGGUGUCCCGGGGCUCCGAUCUCCGCGUGUGGGGGGGGGCCUUCCCCCUCCCGUUCCUCUUUUGCAAGGAGGGGCGCGAUUUGGGGCUGGGACGCCUCUCCCUCCCCUGCGUGGCCCACCCGAAAGAGGGGUGGUUGGCACUUCAGGGUGAAAAGGCUCAGCUGCAUCUCCCCGCAUUCGCCCUGCUCGUUGGGGCCGGGGGAAGAGGGAACCCCGGCCUCGGAGGGGCUGCAGGUGGCCCCGCGUCGCCCCUCGAACAACAGAGGGAGACGCCUUGGGCCGGACCAGGCUCUUUCGCUUGCUGGCCCAGCUGAGACUCCUCUCCUGGGGCUGCAAGGGGCAGCUCCACGUCUCUGGGGAUCUUCUACAUGCAAAGCGGGGGCUCCACCGUGGAGUCAAGGCCCAGCCCCUGGUGAGUGCUCUGCUUCCUUGCAGCCAGGUUUGUGGAGGAGAAGGUUGCCAGUGCUUGGCCUCCAGAGCCUGGGAGCGAGCCUUGCUGAGCACCGUGGGCUUAUCUCCGAGUAAACAAUGUGUAGUAGGAUUGUGCUGCUAGUGAUGGUUGCAUGAUGCCUCAUUUGGAGGCAAGUGAAGGCUUAGGACUAGUAAGUGACUUUGAGAAUAUUUCCAGGAAGCUCUGUCCUCAGACACCACCAAGGCAGGGAUCUCAAUACAGUGGUACCUCGGGUUACAGACGCUUCAGGUUACAGAUUCCGCUUACCCAGAAAUAGUACCUCGGGUUAAGAACUUUGCUUCAGGAUGAGAACAGAAAUUGUGCUCGGGCAGCAGCAGCAGGCCCCAGGUUACCUCAGGUUAAGAACAGUUUCAGGUUAAGAACGGACCUCCAGAACGAAUUAAGUUCUUAACCCAAGGUACCACUGUAAUAGGGACAAGGAGUGUAGAGAGGGAGGGUGGUUGUAUGGCCUGGAUUUGAGAGGCUGUCUGCGUUGCAUGUGUUGAAAUGGACACAGCAGGAGCUUGUAGGCUCCAGAUCCCUUAACCACAGAGCAGCCUGGAGUCGGUCAACUUGCUUCCUAUCAGCAGACUCUGAGCAGGCCCCUCUUCCCUGGAAGAGCUUUUCCUGGAAGAAUCCCAGGAAAUUCUUAAGUGUCCAACGAGUAGACAGCAGGUCUGCUCACCCAGGUUCUAGCCAUUGGUCAGCAAUGUAGACCCCGGUUAAACACAGUUGUCACUCUUUUCUUGGUUCCCACUGGUGCUGCAUGCAGUGCCUUUGGACCAUUCAUUUGCCCAAGAGGUACAGUGGUACCUCGCAAGAUGAAUGCCUCGCAAGACGAAAGAGUUUUCCGUUUUUUGAGUCGUUCCACAAGACGAAUUUCCCUAUGGGCUUGCUUCGCAAGACGUUUCGUCUUGCGAGUUUGUUUCCUUUUUCUUAAAGCCGCUAAGCCGUUAAUAGCCGCUAAGCCGCUAAUAGCCGUGCUUCGCAAGACGAAAAAACCGCAAGACGAAGAGACUUGCGGAACGGAUUAAUUUCGUCUUGCGAGGCACCACUGUAGUGACAACUGAGAUCUGUUUUGGUUUUGCCUCUGGCAGCCCCGAGUACCUUGUCAGAGGCUACAGCAAAGGUCUAUCACAGUUUUGCCCUUCGCCUUCCAGGCAGAGAGUUUUAGAAUAAUAAUAAUAAUAAUAAUAGCAAUGUUAUUAUUUAUAUGCUGCCUAUUGGACUGGGUUGCCCCAGCCACUCUGGUCGGUUUCCAGCAAAAUACAAAAACACAAGAAAACAUCAAACAUUAAGAACUUCCCUUCAGAUGUCUGCUAAAAGUCAUAUACCGGUAGUUGUUUAUAUGUUUGACAUCAGGUGGGGAGGGCAUUCCAUAGGCGGUUGCCACUACCAAGAAGGCCACUUCACUUCUCGCAGUGAGGGAACUGCCAGAAGAGCCUCAGAGCUGGAUCUCAAUAGGCAGGCUGAAUGUUGGGGGUGGAUAAAGGGCUAAGGCCAUUUAGGGCUGUAAAGAUCAGCACCAACAGUUUGAAUUGUGCUUGGAAACAUGCUGGGAGCCAAUGUAGAUCCUCUAGGACUGGUGUUAUAUAAUCCCGGCUGCUGCUACUGGUCACUAGUGUAGAUGCCGCAUUCUGGAUUAGUUGUAGUUUUUGAGUCAUCUUCAAAGGUAGUGCACUGCACUGAUCCAAGCAGAAGAUAAUCAGAGCAUGAACUCUGACAAGAUAGCGGGCAGGCAGGUAGUCUCAGCUAGCAUACCAGAUGGAACUUGUAGCCAUCCUGGACACAGAAUUAACUUUCACCUGGUCCUUUAAGGGCACAGUUAGCCCAUCAGGGAGCCCCCACACCUGCCUGCCUCCUGUCCCCUAGAAACAGUACUUCUGACUUGUCAGGAUUCAACCUCAAUCCGUUAACUGCCUUGAGAUGCUCACGCAGGACAUUCAUCACCUUCACUGGUUCCGAUUUAAAUGAGAGGUGAAGCUGAGUAUCAUCCACAUACUGGUGAACACCCUGCCCAAACCAUAUAGAUGUCCCAGCAGCUUCAUAUAGAUGCUAAAAAGCAUGGGGGAGAGGAUGGAGCCCUGAGACACCCUACAAGUGAGUGCCCAAGGGUCCAAACACUCAUCCCCACACCACUGGAGCUGUUCUGUGACUACCCAGGAAUGGAAAAUUUGGAAUGGGGUGAUAGUUGGCCAUAAUGGCCGAGUCCAAAGAUGGUUUUUUAAGAAGUGGUUUAAUAACCACUAAGGGGGUCCAGGAAGACUCCUUCACAGAGGGAAGCAUUCACCACUCCAUGGAGCUCAUUGCCCAGCCCAGCCUGGCUUGCUUUCAUGAGCUAAGAUGGGCAAGAGUCAAGGAGACGAGUGGUUGACUUCACUCAUCCAAGCAGCCUGCCCACAUCCUCCAAUUGACCUCCAGAUUUGAGUGUGGCCUUGGUGGCUGGCCAUAUGUGUGUGUGAGGGUGCCAGGGCAUAUCAUUGUUCAGCCUUGCACCCUGCGUUCUGGGUGGCAGAGACCUGAAGGCCUGCGUGCUGCCCUUUGUCUUGGGGUGCUGCCUGGUCUCCCUCUGGAGCCGAUUUCCUCCAUCUCUGCCUUUCCAACCUCCAGGCAUUUCCCUUGUUUUUAUAGUAUCCAGCACCUUGCAGCAGCUGAUGGGGCUGUGGACCAGGCUUGCUGAGAGAUGGCACUGUGCUGUUUUGCAUAUUUAAAUUGCGGGCGGGAAGCCAUUGAGGAAACGCAGGCGGUUUCUGUCUGUCGAAUUUGGCGAGAAGGGGUGAAGCCUUCACUACAGUUUUCAGGGCGGUAGAUUUGGAGAGCUCCCACAGAAUGCACCCCUUGCUCUGCCAUCUGGCUAGCAUCCUGGCAACCCCCCUUGGCUCAGAAGGAAGAACUGUUGCUAUGUGCGGUUCAGCUCCUGCGGGCCAGACAAGCAGCCAUUUCUUCCAGGGCCCCCCAGAGCUGGCCCUGCAGUACCCACACUUCCUCAGCCUUUCUGAAGAGGUGGAGGGAAGAGAAGAGCUUUUGGAGGGAAGAGAAGAGUGAGGAACUGAGGAGUGGGAGUUGUGGGUUAUCCCCCACCCACCCACAUACUGCCUGGUAGUUGUUUGGAAGAGGUUUAAAAGCAGGCUUGUGAGAAGCUUCUGAGAAAGCCAGGACUGAUAGGGGCCUUUUUUACUCCUCGAUUAAUGACAGCCCCUGAAUCGGGGGGCUGUUCUGGGCAGUGGGUUGAUAGUUUUGUUCUCCUUUUUUUGGGCUGCCCAGAGGCACUUGUUUGGCCAGCUGGGGUGGGAUGGCUGGACCAGGAAGUUAUCCCCCCAUCGCUCCCGUGUUCUGACUGAGCAGCGCUGUUGUUCAAAUGUGGGCUUUGUGGCUUCCUUUUGGGGAGAGAGGCCAGGGGCCAUCUGCACCCGUGCCUCAGUGUCUGUUCACACUCUGGCUGUCUCUUUCGCAAUGGAGAGGCUCUAAUUUAAUAGCUCUGUUUAACAGAACUUGUCUCCUAGUCCAAAGUCUGGUGGAUGAGUUAAUUUUUGAACCAUAAAGAGUUAGCACAUGGCACGGUGAGGGGUUUCCCCUCCUCCAAGCAAUCCAGGACAGGUGUUCUGAUCCUUGUAGGAGGAGGUGGGUAUCUUUUUAAGGGGUACCCCCUACAGUUGGGUCGUUGCAAGGGGCCUUGUGGGUCUCCUCUUUUGCUUGGGGGAGUCUCCCCUCCCCCUGAUAAUUUUUUUAGCUGGAGGUGCUCACUCUCUGCUUUGGUCCCAAGACAGCUAGCACCCACCCCACCCACCGGUUUCCUUGUGGGUCUGCCUGGGAGGGACAGGCACCCAGGUGAUGCAUUUGCCGUGUGCCACACUUGCACCCCGGGGUGUUUGCUGCACCCAUAAAAAUAGACUUAUCUGUCAGCUGCUUCAUUUGGCCAGGCUGAAAGUCGGACACUAAUUUUAACCCACUUUCUGCACAGCUCGGUGGCCAAGCACCCGCCAAGAGCGGUUGGCAGGAAUAGUUACAGGCAGAUCUGAUGUCAGGACAGAGCCUGGCAAAGGGGAGGCUCUGCCCUUCCUCCACAAUCCUCAUGUACCUUUUUUCAUCCCGUCCCGUCCCCCCCCCCCGAUAGGGAACAUCUGUGGCCCUCCAGAUAAUCAUCGGAUGCCUACUCCUAUCCUCCUCCCUGACAUAAGAGCAUAAGAAGAGCACUGUAGGUGGAUCAGACCAAUUGCCCAUUUAGUCCAGCAUCUUGUUUUUACAUUGGCGAAGCAGGUGCCCAUUAGGAAAAUCCCUCAACCAGGAUUCGAGCGCUAGAGCAUUCUCUUCUCCAUGAAUUUGCCUGAUCCUCUUCCAAACCCAUCCAAGUUAGUGACUAUCUUUCCCUCUUGUGGAAGUGACUGCCAGACUUUAAUUAUGCAAAGAGGCUGGGCCCAGUUGAUCUUUGCGAUGCCACAGGAGCAUCUUCAAGUUCCCCUGGGAGCAGCAGGGCAGCCACAGAGGGUUCACCCUGGCUCGGGGAGGCCAAUGGGGACCCCCCUUCACUUGUGACUCUGAAAUGUACUACGUGAGAUUUGAACCCUGCCCUGUUUUGUUGCCUUGCAGGAAAUAGACAGGCGGCUAGAAAAAAAGCUGAAGAUCACCCAGAAGGAAAGGUGAGGACGCUUCAUCCUCUGGGCUUGGCUAUUGCUGGGACCUUGUGGGGGUCAGUGGAGAGAUGGGGUUGUGUUUCACUUCCUUCAAAAGGAGGGUUGUCUAAGGAAUAAGAGCUGCCCAAAGCAUCUGCUUGCAGGUCGGUAGUGCCUUCAGUUUCCGCUGAUUCCGGAGAGGCCACUUCUGGCCGCUAGGUGGCUUUGGAGGGAGGGAAAGUGCUGAGUGUGUGAAUGCUGUGAAUGCUGAACAGGGAAAGCAUAGAAUCAUUGGGUUGGAAGGCACCACAGAGGUUAUCUAGUCCAACCCCCUGCAAUGCAGGAACCCACAUUUGGCCCAUUGUGGGGCUCGAGCCCACAACACUGAGACGAAGAGCCUCAUGCUCUACUGAGUGAGCUCUCCCAGAUGAGUGCUGCUUGGUUCUGCUCUCCCAGCCAGUCUCACUUGGGCUCUGCUGAUCCAGCUGCCAGGAGAUGAGGGCUGGAGUCCAGGGCUGCUGCCUAAGCUCCUUGACUGUUUCUUGCAGGAGUGUUGGUGUUUGCGGGAAGGGGAGUUGAACCUUCUGCAGUGGGAGUGGUAGAGGAACACAGAGCGGGGAGGCCUGGUGGCUUUUAUUGCAUGGUGACGGUUCCUUGACUAUAAACAUCAUCUGAGGUGUGUUUUCUGUAACUUGUGCUUUGCACGUGUCUGUUUUCGGCCAGGUGAGGGUUCUCAGCCCCUCUGCAAAGAGCGGGACCCCUUAUUUCCCCCUCCGCUCUCUCCCUCUCAACAGCAGGAAAUCCAAGUCCCCGCCUAAAGUGCCCAUUGUGAUCCAGGACGACAGCCUUCCCUCGGGGCCGCCUCCGCAGAUCCGGAUCUUAAAGAGGCCUACAAGCAACGGGGUGCUCAGCAACCCCAACUCUGCCAGCCGGCCAGCCCUCCCGGUGAAGACGUUGGCACAGAGGGAGGCCGAAUACGCCGAAGCCCGGAAGCGGAUCCUGGGCAGCGCCAGCCCAGAGGAGGAGCAGGACAAGCCCAUCCUCGACAGGUGCAGGGCUGCAGCAGCAACGGCGGGGCCCUGAUCUCCUACCGCAAGAGGCCCAGACAAGCUGGAGUUCCCCCUCUGGGGCAAGGCCCCGGUGGGACUGGGGCUCAGGAGGAGGUGGGGGCACAUUGGCUGCCCCCUUUUUUGGCCUUGAGCUGAGCUCUUCGGCCCCAGCAAGCAGGCAUGUGUCAUGUGCUAGCCAGGAAUGGGGACCCACCAGGGGCUCAGCUGUUGUCCUGUUCCAGCUGCUUGUGUUGUGAGAGAGAAAUAAGCUCUUGGGGUGCCCCCUCUGCCUCCCCCCAAGUGCAGCAGGCAGUGGUGGAGGAAGGGGGUGCGCCCCACACCAGGUGUCAUCACUGACUGAGAGGGUGGCAAAAUGAGUUUUCUUUAAAAAGGGGGUGUUCACGAAACUUUAGGAGUGACGUGGUGGCUUAGGUUCCGUGCGGCCUGAAAUGUCAGUGUGGGACUUGCGUCUGCCUACUGCCUCUCCCUCAGGUGCUCUGCAGCUGAGGGGGAAGCGGUGGAGAGGCUCGCCCUCCCCCCAGCUGCAGGACACGCCCCCACACCAGGCACCCGAGCGGCUAGCAGCAGGCUUAGUUUGACAGUCCCAAGCCAGCCCUACUGGGGACAGAUGAGGAGCAUAGAUUGCGCCUGCUCUCCUUUCUAGCCAGAAGGUGGGAGGUUGCGUCCCCUGAACCCAACCCCCUCAGAAAGGGAACUGUCCUGAGCCCGUGGCCCCCCCAGGGGAAUCGCCUGUUUCAUGUUGCCUGCAGACCCCUUGCUUGGCCAUGCUGUGAGUCUCUGGAGCGCUGCGCCGCGUUGCCGUCCUCUUAAGGCUGCCUCCCUGCUCUUUCUCUUGACAGGCCCACAAGAAUCUCCCAGCCGGAGGAGGCCCGGCAGCCCAGCAAUGUGAUCCGGCAGCCACUGGGCCCCGACGGCUCGCAGGGCUUCAAGCAGCGCAGAUAG
Podarcis lilfordi (Lilford's wall lizard) is the source of this 7522-nucleotide messenger RNA. The record is from the annotation of a GenBank genome assembly. Lineage: Eukaryota; Metazoa; Chordata; Lepidosauria; Squamata; Lacertidae.